Molecule: messenger RNA, 725 nt
Organism: Sphaerodactylus townsendi
Lineage: Eukaryota; Metazoa; Chordata; Lepidosauria; Squamata; Sphaerodactylidae
Gene: TMEM86B
Product: transmembrane protein 86B
Exons: 3
Coding region: 24-725 (233 amino acids)
Cellular component (GO): membrane
Source: RefSeq, a predicted model, not a curated record
CGACUCUAAGGACACGGGAAGACAUGGAUAUCCUAGAGGUAGAUGCUCAUUACAGGAGAAAGAGUGCAGCCAAUACAAGGAGCCUGCUGCUUAAACUGGUGCCUUUCCUGAUUUCCUGCGUUGUAUACUUUGCUUUGCUGCUGCCUGAGCCCAGCGUGCUGAGCACCGUCGUCAAGUGCCUCCCGACUCUUUUGCUGGCACAUUUUGUGAUCGUCCAGUCUUACCGCACAGAGGUCUGGACACCCUACGCCCGGUGGAUAUUUCGAGGCUUGCUCUUCUCGGCAGCGGGAGAUCUGUGCUUGGUGUGGCCCAAGCUUUUUGUCCUGGGAAUGGCUGCCUUUGCCGCGUGUCACGUCUUCUAUAUUUCUGCCUUCGGCCUGUGUCCCCUCCGGCCCCUCACCUUGCUGCUGCUCAUGGGGCUGGGGGUUUCCAUUUACAUGUAUUUCCUGCUGCCCUGCCUGACAGACCUGUAUGUCGGGGCCGUGGCAGCCUAUGGAGGCCUACUCUGCGCCAUGGUCUGGCGGGCUCUGUCUCGUCCUGCCCAUCAGCUGACAACAUCCGUGGGCAGUGGCCUUUUCCUCGUGUCCGACAUUUUCGUUGCUCUCAAUAAGUUCUGCUCUUCGCUACCUCACGCUCGCGUAAUCAUCAUGGGCACCUACUACUCUGCCCAGGCUCUCAUAGCGGUUUCCGUCGCUUCUCAGAACGAUCACCGGAAAAGGAGCUGA